This is a messenger RNA of Mytilus californianus (California mussel), 1084 nucleotides long. RefSeq lists its product as uncharacterized. The transcript has 5 exons. The record is from RefSeq and is a predicted model, not a curated record. Lineage: Eukaryota; Metazoa; Mollusca; Bivalvia; Mytilida; Mytilidae. Bases 59 to 1084 code for a protein of 341 amino acids. Gene Ontology annotation, molecular function: zinc ion binding.
CCAAGCUUUACCAGAUCCACUACAGAUUCAUAAUAACUGGUUAGAUGAGAAAAAUGGUAUGAAAAAAUUUCCACCAGUCUACAUAUCUGACAUUGUAAAGUACUUAAGCGAAAAAAAUACAUCUGGUAAAAUGAAGGAGAUUCUCCAAGACUAUAAAAUUGGCAAGGCUUAUGAAUAUUUUAAAAAUGGAUUCUUGCAACAAAUAUUCUAUCAUGACAUUGAUGCAAGAUCCAAGAACUGUUUUCUAAGAGCAAAAUGUGUGCCUUCACAAAAAAUAAAAGAAGAAGAACAUGAUGUCUGGGUGUGUGUUGAGAAAGCAACAGGAGAAAUUGGAUCCUCAUACUGCACAUGCACAGCAGGUUUGGGAAGAACAUGUAAUCAUGUCGCUGGACUCCUUUUCCGAGUUGAGGCUGCAAACAAACUAGGUGCAUCUGCAUGUACUUCCCUCCCCUGCACAUGGAAAGUACCGUCAAGAAUAAAGGGAGUGAAGCCAACUAAAAUUAAAGAUUUGAGAAUCUUCAAGUCAAGACAUGGACAAUCAGAUAGUAAAAGACCUUUAGUUUGCCAGUCCAAGUUGCAGUACCAGCCCAUACCUGAAAGUAGAGACAACCUGGACACUUUUUCAGCAGUACUCAAGAAGUCUAUCCCAAAUGCUUGUAUUUUCAAAGGUUUUGUCACAGAAAGUGUAGAAGAAACAGUAACCAAACCAGUUAGUGAAGACAUCACAGCCUACACAAUACAAGACAUUAAAACAAAAUGUAACAACCAAACUGACUUUUUAAGCAACAUGCCAAAGUAUACUCAGAGUGAAAUUCAAAAAGUAAUGCGUUCUACGGUUGGUCAGUGCAGCAAUGAAAAAUGGCAUGAAAUAAGAUCGGGUCGUCUGACAUCAUCGAAUUUCUACGAAAUACAUACAAAAGUGCAGAGUUAUAAGAAAAAAGAGGGUGUUACUUUUGAUCCAUUAAUUUCACGACUCAUGGGAUACAAAAAGUUAAAUCCUAACAUAAGGUCUCUUAAGCAUGGGCGAGAAAUGGAACCAGAAGCCAAAUCAUGUUACCUUGUGGGAGGUGUGUACCAGGAAUAA